GCUAACGAGAUGCUGCAGGAUAUUAACUUGGAUUUUGUGUAGCCGUCUCCGUUCAUGCCAGUUUAGGAAGGACACCGUCCCUGAGAAGCAACAGUACAUAUAGGCAACAGCAGCAACAGAUGAUAGAACAGCAACGUCAUGCAUUAAGAGAAUUAGAAGUAGAGAAAAUACAUUAUGUGAAGGAGAACCAACGAAUGGAAGAACAACUAGUCAAGAUGCAAGAAAAGAUCAAACAACGUACAGUAGACAUGAAGACCUUGAAAAAUAACUAUCAGCUUCAUUUACAAUCCAUGCGAUGCUCUGAUGAUGACCCAGAAAGUAUUGCGAAUCGACUAAAGGACCUACGAGCAACGAUCAAAGAACUAGCAAAUGAACUGCUACCCUAUGCAGAACCUAAACAGACAACAGAGAAGCUUGGCACACUUUGGCUGAAUUUAGGAGAGACGAUCGGACGAUUAGGGAACCCUUACCUUAGUCUCGAGAGGAUACAGCUGUUGACAGAGAAGUUUAUGAUGGACGUGCUCGUUCAAAACUUGAACACGAAUCAUUUUCCAGGACUGUCAUGUCACCAAGAAUUUUUAGAGAUCCAGGACUGGUUUGAUCAGCAUGACUCGUCUUCUUUUUUCGCUACACGACUACGUCAAGAGGUCGCACUUUUGAUUGUCAACAACAAGACGAACGGAGAGGACGUCGAAAAACGGUGGAAGAAGAGCGCUGAGCGUCAUUGGUACCACUUGUAUCGCGGCCUACAAAAGUCAUAUCCUAAAAGCUUCCUGGCUCAUCCAGACAAAGAGGAUGAUCAGGAACACAUACAGAAACAACAAGAGUACAGUCAAAAGUUACGUGACGUUGUUGAAAAGGCAAUGAACUUGGGAUCAGCGAUCAAAGGUCAAGAGGUCUGUAUUACAGCCAUGGAUGUAAAAGAAGGUGUACAACAGUUUGAUCCGUUGAUCAUGGAGGAUGAAAAUGGACAAACCAGUGGUAUCAUUGCACUAUGCAUAUCACCUCCCUUUGUCGUCAAAUUAACGGAUCGAUAUGAACCACUUGUGAAAGGUAGAGUGCUUUGUUUUCCUAACCAAGACACUGUUGAUGAUAAAUAAUAAAAACAAUUUGGUGCAUUAUUGUGCCUUAAAUUUCUCAGGAAAACUUUUUUAUUUUGAAAUGCCGAAUAUAAACUUCUCCCCAUCUCUCUCUGUUCUUCUUCUUCUUCUUUCUCCUUCACCUUCUUUUUCCCCCUUUUUUUUUUAUUUUGCAUAAAAUGAUUUCAAAUGCUGCAUUGAAUCCUGAAACGACGAGAAAGCGCAAGAUGAAAACGACAAUGUCAGCAUGCGUAUUCUGUAGGCGCGUUCAU
Rhizopus microsporus ATCC 52813 is the source of this 1351-nucleotide messenger RNA. RefSeq lists its product as uncharacterized. Lineage: Eukaryota; Fungi; Mucoromycota; Mucoromycetes; Mucorales; Rhizopodaceae. The record is from RefSeq and is a predicted model, not a curated record. The transcript is spliced from 2 exons. The coding region runs from base 120 to 1100 and encodes 326 amino acids.